Messenger RNA from Harpegnathos saltator (Jerdon's jumping ant), 1513 nucleotides. Its product is annotated as XK-related protein 4. Gene Ontology annotation, cellular component: plasma membrane. Lineage: Eukaryota; Metazoa; Arthropoda; Insecta; Hymenoptera; Formicidae. The transcript is spliced from 5 exons. Gene Ontology annotation, biological process: apoptotic process involved in development; phosphatidylserine exposure on apoptotic cell surface; engulfment of apoptotic cell. The record is from RefSeq and is a predicted model, not a curated record. The coding region runs from base 241 to 1512 and encodes 423 amino acids.
CCAUGUGCCGCUGGCUUUAUGCAAAAGUCUGUGCUCUUGCCCUUUUUAUUCUGGAAAAAUUUCUUAACAGCAUAGGAAAAAAUAUAUAAAAUAAGAAAGCUUCCAUCUACUAUCCUCAAUACCAUCAGUAACCUCAAUGGGGGAGAAAAAAAAAAAUUUUCACCAAGGAAAUCUCACCAAUAAGACUGGUUAAUGGAAUUCCCAGUUCCGGGCCAAGUGUGAAGAAGAAGAUCGGAAAUUAUGGAAGAAAGAAAUCCUGAACAUCAUCUUCUGGGCUAUCUUCCUCAAAUAUCUCCAACUGUACACUUUGGUGAUGAUGUGGAUAUUUCAAUGAAAAUUCCUUGCAUUCCCAAUUUACUUGUUUUUUGUAUAGUUUGUUCCAUAGUUAUGCAUAUUAUGGAUAUAGGAUUUGAUUAUAAUAUUGCCAUACAAUACUUUUUAGAUGAUAAAAUAACAUAUUUUAUUUGGACAAUUUGUCUUAUUAUCAUUCCUUCUUUGAUAAAUGUUAUUAUUAGCAAGAGAAUGCAAUGCCAAGAUAAAGAGAUAAAUUCUAAUAUGCAUAAUUCAAAGGAUAAAAAAAUUUUGCACCUAAUGGUGAACAAUAAAUUAUGUUUUGUGAUUACUGUAAUUUUUCAACUAGCACCAGUUUUACAUUAUUAUGAGACUUUAAAGUAUGCAUUAAAAACACGCAAAUGUGAGAAAUCUAGAGAUCGCAUUGGCACAAAACAAAAUUACUUAAAAAUGCUGAAGGAAGAUCAAGAUGUUGCAUUAUUAAGAAUAUUUGAAUGUUUUCUGGAAGCUGCACCACAGCAGAUUUUACAAUUGACUUUAAUAUUAAAACAUUAUAAUGAAAUUAAUUUUCAAUUUGUACAUCAAGUAGCUAGUAUUGUCAGUUCAUUUGGAAGUAUGAGUUGGGCAAUGGCUAGUUAUCAUCGUAGCAUUCGCUCAGCUCAGCAAGAUAAAUCAAAUAUCAGAUAUAUGGCAACUGUUUUCCAAUUUCUGUGGCAUUUCUUCAUUACAGUGGCAAGAAUUUUGUCAAUUAGUGUCGUCGCAAGCAUUUGGCCUAUACUUACUAUAAUUUGUUGUGUUAUACAUUGGAUAAUCAUGACAAUAUGGAUUAUAAUCGAUUCUCAUGGAAUAUUAGAAUUCUGUCGGGAUUACAGUCGUCCACCACAUAUUAAACCAAAGUUUAAAGAACAUAUUUAUUCCAUAUUAUUUGCAAUGAUCAUUGGCAUAGUUCAUAUUUUUAUAUAUUUUAAUACAAUAGAUAGCAAUACAUUAUGGAAGCAUAUAUUUUUUUAUAUGUUCUGUUUUUUGGAAAAUAUUUCAUGUAAUAUAGUAUGGAGUUACACUUCUUCUCCAGAGAUUAGAAGUGUUUGGUACUUUUAUAUAUAUUUUAUUUUCUGUGUGUUGUCCUUUUUCUUGGGAAUUGUAGCAAUGAUUAUUUAUUAUACCAUGUUUCAUCCUUCAAAGAAACAACAUACUUCGAAAGUAUCACUUCAAAUAACAUAAA